Molecule: messenger RNA, 14702 nt
Organism: Coregonus sp. 'balchen'
Lineage: Eukaryota; Metazoa; Chordata; Actinopteri; Salmoniformes; Salmonidae
Source: the annotation of a GenBank genome assembly
AUACUGUGGGACAGUAGAGUUAAACAUUAAUUUAUCUUGCAUAAACGAUUCUCUGUGAUAAAAACCUUCUGUCUGGAGCUCCUCAAACAGAGAAUCGCUUGAUUCUUGAACAUGGCUGAUUUUGGUGAGAUCCUGAGGACCGUUGGAGACUUUGGAUUAUUCCAGAAGCUUAUACUAUUUGGACUAUGCUUCCCGAAUCUUAUCCUGCCUUUCCACCUGGCCAGUUUGAUUUUCAUCCAGUCAGACCCUGAGUGCCACUGUAACACUGACUGGAUCCUUAGAGCUGGUUCUAAUCUGAGCAGGGAGGAACAGCUGAAUCUGACCGUGCCCCGGGAGGAGGAUGGAGCCUUCAGUAGGUGUCUGAUGUUUACCCCUGUGGACUGGGACAUUGACACCAUCAGGGAGCAUGGACUCAAUCAGACCACUGAGUGCCAGAAUGGAUGGGUGUACAACAAGAUAAUGUACGAGGCCACCAUAGUCACUGAUGUAAGUAGGACAGGAUGAGUGCAGGGGAUGAACUAUUGUUUUUACUAACCAUAAGACUGUAUUUUGUCAUGUCAUUAAUGAGCUUAUAUGUUAUCAGAUUUUAUUUUGUUGCAGUUUGAUCUUGUCUGUGGCAAAGCUAACGUUGUCGGACUUGCACAAACUGUGUUCAUGGCUGGCAUUCUUCUUGGUUCACUCUUGUUCGGACCUUUUGCUGAAUCGUAAGCACACUUGAAGUUGUGAAUAACAUGUCCUAUACUUCUUGGUUUCUUUCUUUCUCUUUUGUAAAAACACCACCAAACAUAAACAAGUAAACCAAGAGGAACAUUCAUCAAACCUUCAAAAGGAGGUUUAAAACUGUUUUAACCAACAUGGUUUUCUGCACUUUUUUUCUCUUCUAGAUUUGGUCGCCAACGAGCAACUCAGAUACCCAUGGUUAUUAUGCUAAUCUUUACUGUAACAACAGGCCUGUCUCCAAACUUUUAUUUGUAUCUGGCAUCCCAGUUUUUAGUAGGGAUCGCAUAUGGUGGAUUUCGAAUCAACGGCAUUGUAUUAGGUAAAGUGAUGUCCAUUUCAAAUAGACUAUGCUCUGUAAUAAAAAAACAUGAGAUAACAGAACUCAGUCAAUGAUUUGUCAGGCAGCUGGUCAAAAUAACAAGUUGUAUAACAUUAUAAAAUGUUCCUUUCUACAGCAACUGAAUGGGUCGGAGUGACAAGACGUUCUUAUGCGUCUUGUUUGAGUCAGACGUUCGGUGGAGUUGGCCAGUGCAUCCUUGCUGGCAUGAUCUUCUUCAUCAGAGACUGGAGACUUGCGCAGUUUGUCAUGGCUGCACCAAUAGCAGUGGUCGCCGUAUAUAUAUGGUGUGUACACGUGUCGUCUUUCACCAAUAUUAAAACGGAUCGUUUUAAUCCAGAGAGGCAUUACACAUCCCAAACAGAAGUUAUUCAAACUGAUAAAGACCUCAGGGACAUUACAAAGCCAAACGGAGCAUUACAGCACCCAAGCUGAAUAUUAAUAUUAGCAAUAUUAAUUAUAAUUUGUAAAAUCUGCUUGUUAUGUAUUUCCAGGUUUAUUCCUGAAUCAGCCAGAUGGUUAUUGGAUCAGGGGAAAUCAGAGGAAGCUAAGAAGUUGAUACUCAGGGUAGCAGCCAUCAACAAACGCACAGUUCCAGAUAUUAUUCUAGAGAAGGUAAAGUGCAUGAAUUAGGAAUUAGAAUACUAGAAUGGAAAUGAAACUUUUUAUGAUCAGGGAGGGAGUUGGUCAACCAUGGUUUGCCAGUGCUGUGAUAAGAUAUUGUAAAAAUAAUGAAUUUGAAGAAUUUAUCUGCACUGUAUGUUUGUUAGCUAGCUAGCUAGUCAGCCAGUUUGUUGACAAGUUGUAAAUGCAACAAGUACUGAUAUUGUAUCACUCACAACUUUCCAAGAAAACAAACAUUUAGACAUUUAUGCUCUGUUUAUAUAUAUCCUAGAGGCUAUUUAUACAGAAAAUUGGCAUAAAACCUGUAUCAACUGCAUUUAUACUUCUAUGACAAAAUUGUAGGUUGACAAUAAUUAGAUUACACAAUUUCUGAUAUUCUUAUUUGGCAGUUUUCGCUGCAUAACAUGUAGAAGUUGUCCCUUUUCAGGUAUAGAAGAAGUGACUGCUAAAUGCUAACCCUCGUUCGCAUAAGCUGGGUAGCAUAGCUAACAUACAGAAAUCUGGUGGUGGCAGUCAAAGUCGUUUUUUUAACUGUAAUGCAGUUGAUUGGUAAUGAUGACAUGAACAUGUGUUGGGGUUGACAUCCAUACAAGCAUUUACUCAGAUUUAUAUCUCAAUAUAGUGUGAAAUGUACAUAUAAACAAAAGCUUAAAUGUAGGCCCAUUUUGCUGGUGGGCAAUGAGGCGAAUCGGGAUCUUUCCCUCACGGCCCUUUCCCUCGUGCGUUUCCAUGGCAAUUGCAUUGUAUUGCUCGAGUUCGAUUGACCUUUCAGGCACUGAUUAUGGUAAACGUACAUCUACCCCAAAGAGCAAUAUCUAACACAAAGGUCACCUCUAUUCCAGAUAGCUGAGGAGAAAGUUGUUCAGAAGGGAGGCGUACUCAUUCUCAUCAGAUCUCCUGUACUUAGGAAAUACUUCUUAACUAUUACUCUUGGAUGGUACGUUCUUUAAUACCUUAAUAUCUCAAAUUGUCCAACCUUUAGCCAAUAUUAAAUCUCAUCAUGACAAACAAAUGUGAUGUCUGUUUUUGUGUCUCUCUCUCUCUCUGAAAUCACAGGUUCUCGUUAAACCUCUCCUACUACUGUUUGUCCUUCAACGUCGGGAACUUUGGCUUGGACAUCUUCUUGACACAGCUCAUGUUCGGACUCACAGAGAUACCAGGUCAUAUACUCUGCAUCUUUAUACUGGAAUAUUUGGGGAGGAAGAUAUCCUUAAUGUCCACCCUUCUGACUGGUGGAUUCACCUGCUUCCUAAUCCUGGCUGUUCCACAAGGUAAAGUUCCAACUGGAAUACAUUUGACAUUUUAGACAUUUAGUAGAUGCUCUUAUCCAGAGCAACUAUCAAUUAGUGCAUUCAUCUUAAGAUAGCUAGUUGAGACAUCGACACAUCACAAUCGUAUCAAGUACAUUUUCCCUCAACAAAGUAUUUAUCAGAAAAGUCAGUGCUAGUGGGAAAAUAUCAGUGUUUUUUUGUUUGUAUUUUUUUGCGGGGGAGGCGCCGUGAGAGUUAUUUAAGGUACUCUUCAAGGAGGUAGGGUUUCAGACGUUUUCGAAAGAUGGGCAGAGACUCUGCUGUCCUGACUUCAGUGUGAAGCUUGUUCCACCAUUGGGGUGCCGGGACAGGGAAGAGAUUUGACUGGGCUGAGCGGUAGCUGCAGGGGUGGGAGGGCCAAAAGACCAGAGGUGGCGGAACAGAGUGCUCGGGUUUGGAUGUAGGGUUUGAGCAUAUCCUGAAGGUAAGGAGGUGCAGUUCCUCUUGCCACUCCGUAGGCAAGUACCAGGGUCUUGAAAAUGAUGCGAGCUUCGUCUGGAAGCCAGUGGAGUGUGCGGAGGAGCGGGGUGACAUGGCAGAACUUAGGAAGGUUGAACACCAGGCGGGCUGCGGCAUUCUGGAUAAGAUGCAGGGGUUUUAUGGCACAAGCAGGGAGCCCAGCCAACAGAGAGUUGCAGUAGUGUAGACGGGAGAUGACACGUGCCUGGAUUAGGACCUGCACCGCUUCCUGUGUGAGGAAGGGUCGUACUCCACGGAUGUUGUAGAGCAUGAACAUGCAGGAGCGGGUCACUGCUUUGUUGUUUGCAGAGGAUGACGGGGUGUCUGGGAGGGGGACACCGUGGAGUUGUCAACCAUGUGAGGAGAUGACAGAGAAGAGUGUACAAAACAUUAGGAACAGCUUCCUAAUAUUGAGUUGCACCCGCUUUUGCCCUCAGAACAGCCUCAAUUUGUCAGGACAAGACUCUACCAGGUGUCGAAAGCGUUCCAUGAGUGUGCUGGCCCAUGUUGACUUCAAUGCUUCCCACAGUUGUGUCAAGUUUGCUGGAUGUCCUUUGGGUGGUGGACCUUUCUUGAUACAAACGGGAAACUGUUUAGCGUGAAAAACCCAACAGCGUUGCAGUUCUUGACACACUCAAACCGGUGCGCCUGGCACCUUCUACCAUACCCCGUUCAAAUGCACUUCAAUCUUUUGUCUUGCCCAUUCACCCUCUGAAUGGCACACAUACACAAUCCAUGUCUCAAUUGUCACAAUACUUAAAAAUCCUUCUUUAACUUGUCUCCUCCCCUUCAUCUACACGGAUUGAAGUGGAUUUAACAGGUGACCUCAAUAAGGUAUCAUAGCUUUCACCUGGAUUCACCUGUUCAAUCUAUGUCAUGGAAAGAGCAGGUGUUCCUAAUGUUUUGUAAACUCAGUGUACAUACACAGUGCAUUCGGAAAGUAUUCAGACCCCUUGACUUUUUCCAAAAACAUUUACGUUACAACCUUAUUCUAAAAUGGAUUAAAUUGUUUUUUUCCCCCCUCAUCAAUCUACACACAAUACCCCAUAAUGACAAAGCAAAAACUGGUUUUUAGACAUUUCUGCAAAUGUAUUAAAUAUAAAAACUGAAAUAUUAAAUUUACAUAAGUAUUCAGACCCUUUACUUAAUUCUUUGUUGAAGCGCCUUUCGCAGUUAUUACAGCCUCGAGUUUUCUUGGAUAUGACACUACAAGCUUGGCACACCUGUAUUUGGGGAGUUUCUUCCAUUCUUCUCUGCAGAUCCUCUGAAGCUCUGUCAGGUUGGAUGGGGAGCGUUGCUACACAGUUAUUUUCAGGUCUCUCCAGAGAUGUUCGAUCGGGUUCAAAUCCGGGCUCUGCAUGGGCCACUCAAGGACAUUCAGAGACUUGUCCCGAAGCCACUCCUGCGUUGUCUUGGCUGUGUGCUUAGGGUUGUUGUCCUGGUGGAUGGUCAACCUUCGCCCCAGUCUGAGGUUCUGACCGCUCUGGAGCAGGUUUUCAUCAAGGAUCUCUCUGUACUUUUCUCUGUUCAUCUUUCCCUCGAUCAUGACUAGUCUCCCAGUCCCUGCCGCUGAAAAACAUCCCCACAGUAUGAUCCUGCCUCCACCAUGCUUCACCGUAGGGAUGGUGCCAGGUUUCCUCCAGACGUGAAACUUGCAAUUCAGACCACAGCGUUCAAUAUUGGUUUCAUCAGACCAGAGAAUCUUGUUUCUCAUGGUGUGAGAGUCCUUUAGGUGCCUUUUGGCAAUGUGGCUUUUACUGAAGAGUGGCUGAUUGGUGGAAUGCUGCAGAGAUGGUUGUCCUUCUGGAAGGUUCUCCCAUCUCUAGAAAGGAACUCUGGAGCUCUGUCAGAGUGAUCAUUGGGUUCUUGGUCACCUCCCUGACCUAGGCCCUUCUCCGUCUUGGUGGUUCCAAUCUUCAUCCAUUUAAGAAUGAUGGAGGCCACUGUGUUCUUGGGGACCUUCAAUGCUGCAGAAAUUCUUUGGUACCCUUCCCCAGAUCUGUGCCUCGACACAAUCCUGUCUUGGCGAUCUACGGACAAUUCCUUCGACCUCAUGGCUUGGUUUUGCUCUGACAUGCACUGUCAACUAUGGAACAUUAUAUAGACAGGUGUGUGCCUUUCCAAAUCAUGUCCAAUCAAUUGAAUUUACCACAGGUGGACUCCAAUCAAGUUGUGGAAACAUCUCAAGAAUAAUCAAUGGAAACAGGAUGCACCUGAGCAAAAUUUCGAGUCUCAUAGCAAAGGGUCUGAAUACUUUUGUAAACAAGGUAUUUCUGUUUUUGCAAAAAAUUCUAAAAACCUGUUUUUGCUUUGUCAUUAUGGGGUAAUGUUUGUAGAUUGAUGCCGAUUGUUUUUAUUUAAUCCAUUUUAGAAUAAGGCUGUAACGUAACAAAAUGUGGAAAAAGUCAAGGUGUUUGAAUACUUUUCGAUUGCACUGUACAUAAAAGAUCUACAGAGACAGUGGAUUUACCAUUCAAAGUUGAGAAACAUGUUGAUGAACAGUACAGUUAACUCUACUUCAGACAACAGAAAAAAACAUUUGAUUACUUAAUUCACUUCAACAAAGAACGUAUAGUACGUUAACCUACUUCAGACAACAGAAACUGUGAUGAACAUACUUAAUCACUCAACACAGAAACAUGUUGAUGAACAGUACGUUAACUCUACUUCAGACAACAGAAACAUGUUGAUGUAACAGUACGUUAACUCUACUUCAGACAACACAGGAAACAGUAGUUAAUCACUUAGACAAGAAAAUGUGAUGAACAUACGUUAACUCUACUUCAGACAACAGAAACAUGUUGAUGUACAGUACAGUUAACUCUACUUCAGACAACAGAAACAUGUUGAUGUACAGUACGUUAACUCUACUUCAGACAACAGAAACAUGUUGAUGAACAGUACGUUAACUCUACUUCAGACAACAGAAACAUGUUGAUGUACAGUACAGUUAACUCUACUUCAGACAACAGAAACAUGUUGAUGUACAGUACGUUAACUCUACUUCAUGUUGAUGUACAGUACGUUAACUCUACUUCAUGUUGAUGUACAGUACGUUAACUCUACUUCAUGUUGAUGUACAGUACGUUAACUCUACUUCAUGUUGAUGAACAGUACGUUAACUCUACUUCAUGUUGAUGUACAGUACGUUAACUCUACUUCAUGUUGAUGAACAGUACGUUAACUCUACUUCAUGUUGAUGAACAGUACGUUAACUCUACUUCAGACAACGGAAACAUGUUGAUGAACAGUACGUUAACUCUACUUCAGACAACAGAAACAUGUUGAUGAACAGUACGUUAACUCUACUUCAGACAACAGAAACAUGUUGAUGAACAGUACGUUAACUCUACUUCAGACAACAGAAACAUGUUGAUGUACAGUACGUUAACUCUACUUCAGACAACAGAAACAUGUUGAUGAACAGUACGUUAACUCUACUUCAUGUUGAUGAACAGUACGUUAACUCUACUUCAUGUUGAUGAACAGUACGUUAACUCUACUUCAGUUGAUGAACAGUACGUUAACUCUACUUCAUGUUGAUGAACAGUACGUUAACUCUACUUCAUGUUGAUGAACAGUACGUUAACUCUACUUCAGACAACAGAAACAUGUUGAUGAACAGUACGUUAACUCUACUUCAGACAACAGAAACAUGUUGAUGUACAGUACAGUUAACUCUACUUCAGACAACAGAAACAUGUUGAUGUACAGUACAGUUAACUCUACUUCAGACAACAGAAACAUGUUGAUGAACAGUACGUUAACUCUACUUCAUGUUGAUGAACAGUACGUUAACUCUACUUCAUGUUGAUGAACAGUACGUUAACUCUACUUCAUGUUGAUGAACAGUACGUUAACUCUACUUCAUGUUGAUGUACAGUACGUUAACUCUACUUCAUGUUGAUGAACAGUACGUUAACUCUACUUCAUGUUGAUGAACAGUACGUUAACUCUACUUCAUGUUGAUGAACAGUACGUUAACUCUACUUCAUGUUGAUGAACAGUACGUUAACUCUACUUCAUGUUAAUGAACAGUACGUUAACUCUACUUCAGACAACAGAAACAUGUUGAUGAACAGUACGUUAACUCUACUUCAUGUUGAUGAACAGUACGUUAACUCUACUUCAUGUUGAGUUAACGUACUGUUAACGUACUCUAGUAGAGUUAACGUACUUGAUGUACAGUACGUUAACUCUACUUCAUGUUGAUGAACAGUACGUUAACUCUACUUCAUGUUGAUGAACAGUACGUUAACUCUACUUCAUGUUGAUGAACAGUACGUUAACUCUACUUCAUGUUGAUGAACAGUACGUUAACUCUACUUCAUGUUGAUGAACAGUACGUUAACUCUACUUCAUGUUGAUGAACAGUACGUUAACUCUACUUCUGUUGAUGAACAGUACGUUAACUCUACUUCAUGUUGAUGAACAGUACGUUAACUCUACUUCAUGUUGAUGAACAGUACGUUAACUCUACUUCAGACAACAGAAACAUGUUGAUGUACAGUACGUUAACUCUACUUCAGACAACAGAAACAUGUUGAUGAACAGUACAGUUAACUCUACUUCAGACAACAGAAACAUGUUGAUGUACAGUACGUUAACUCUACUUCAUGUUGAUGAACAGUACGUUAACUCUACUUCAUGUUGAUGAACAGUACGUUAACUCUACUUCAUGUUGAUGAACAGUACGUUAACUCUACUUCAUGUUGAUGUACAGUACGUUAACUCUACUUCAUGUUGAUGAACAGUACGUUAACUCUACUUCAUGUUGAUGUACAGUACGUUAACUCUACUUCAUGUUGAUGAACAGUACGUUAACUCUACUUCAUGUUGAUGUACAGUACGUUAACUCUACUUCAUGUUGAUGAACAGUACGUUAACUCUACUUCAUGUUGAUGAACAGUACGUUAACUCUACUUCAUGUUGAUGAACAGUACGUUAACUCUACUUCAUGUUGAUGAACAGUACGUUAACUCUACUUCAUGUUAAUGAACAGUACGUUAACUCUACUUCAGACAACAGAAACAUGUUGAUGUACAGUACGUUAACUCUACUUCAUGUUGAUGAACAGUACGUUAACUCUACUUCAUGUUGAUGAACAGUACGUUAACUCUACUUCAUGUUGAUGAACAGUACGUUAACUCUACUUCAUGUUGAUGUACAGUACGUUAACUCUACUUCAUGUUGAUGAACAGUACGUUAACUCUACUUCAUGUUGAUGAACAGUACGUUAACUCUACUUCAUGUUGAUGAACAGUACGUUAAACUCUACUUCAUGUUGAUGUACAGUACGUUUAACUCUACUUCAUGUAAUGAACAUUACGUUAUUAACUCUACUUCAUGUGAUGAACAGUACGUUAACUCUACUUCAUGUUGGAUUGAACAGUACGUUAACUCUAACUUCAUGUUGGAUGAACAGUUAUGUAUUUACUCUACUUCAUGUUGAUUUGAACAGUAACGUUAACUCUACUUCAUGUUGAUGAACAGUACGUUAACUUACUUCAUGUUGAUGUAACAGUACGUUAACCCUCUACUUCAUGUUGAUGCAAAGUACGUUUUAACUCUACUUCAUGUUAUGAAACCGUACGUUAACUCUACUUCAUGUUAAUGAACAGUCCGUUAACUCUACUUCAUGUUGAUGUAGUCAGUACUGUAACUUUACUUCAUGUUAAUGUACAGUACGUUAACUCUAACUUCAUGACACCAGGAAGAAACAUUGUUGAUGCAGACGUUAACUCUACUUCCUGGUUGAUGAACAGUACGUUAACUCUACUCAUGGUUGAAUGAACAGUACGUUUACCUCUACUUCAUGUUGAUGAACAGUACGUUAACUCUACUUCAUGUUAAUGAACAGUACGUUAACUCUACUUCAUGUUGAUGAACAGUACGUUAACUCUACUUGAUGUUGAUGAACAGUACGUUAACUCUACUUCAGACAACGCCGUUGCUAUCACUGCUCUUGCAGCUGCUGGGAGGUUUUUCAUGAACAACGCUGGAUCCAUAUGCAACGUCUAUGUUCAGGAGCUGUUUCCCACCUCUGUUAGGUAAGACCUGUUAUUUCUGUAUACGUGCAUAGAGACCUCUUCACUUUUCGCACAUUUUGUUGUACGUUACAGCCUUAUUCUAAAAUCGAUUAAAUAUUUUUUUUCCCCUCAUCAAUCUACACACAAUACCCCAUAAUGACAAAGCGAAAAAAGGUUUUUAGAUUUUUUUGUAUAUUUAUAAAAAAAUAAAACCAGAAAUAACUUAUACACAUGUAUUCAGACCCUUUGCUAUGAGACUCGAAAUUGAGCUCAGGUGCAUCCUGUUUCCAUUGAUCAUCCUUGAGAUGUUUCUACAACUUGAUUGGAGUCCACCUGUGGUAAAUUCAAUUGAUUGGACAUGAUUUGGAAAGGCACACACCUGUCUAUAUAAGGUCCCACAGUUGACAGUGCAUGUCAGAGCAAAAACCAAGUCAUGAGGUUGAAGGAAUUGUCUGUAAAUAUCAGAGACAGGAUUGUGUUGAGGUACAGAUCUGGGGAAGGGUACCAAAAAAUGUCUGCAGCAUUGAAGGUCCCCAUGAACACAGUGGCCUCCAUCAUUCUUAAAUGGAAGAAGUUUGGAACCACCAAGACUCUUCCUAGAGCUGGCAGCCCGGCCAAACUGAGCAAUCGGCGGAGAAGGGCCUAGGUCAGGGAGGUGACCAAGAAACCAAUGGUCACUCUGACAGAGCUCCAGAGUUCCUCUGUGGAGAUGGCAGAACCUUCCAGAAGGACAACCAUCUCUGCAGCACUCCACCAAUCAGGUCUUUACAGUAGAGUGGCCAGACGGAAGCCACUCCUCAGUAAAAGGCACAUGACAGCCCGUUUGGAGUUUUCCAAAAGGCACCUAAAGUACUCUCAGACCAUGAGAAACAAGAUUCUAAGUUCUGUUGAAAUCAAGAUUGACCUCUUUGGCCUGGAUGCCAAGCGUCACGUCUGGAGGAAACCAGGCACCGCUCAUCACCUGGCCAACACCAUCCUACGGUGAAACAUGGUGGUGGCAGCGUCAUGCUGUGGGGAUGUUUUUCAGCAGCAGGGACUGGGAGACCAGUCAGGAUCGAGGGAAAGAACGGAGCAAAGUACAGAGAUCCUUGAUGAAAACCUGCUCCGAAGCGUUCGGGAAGUCAAAUUGGGACAACGGUUCACCUUCCAACAGGAUAACGACCCUAAGCACACAGCCAAGACAACGCAGGAGUGGCUUCGGGACAAGUCUCUGAAUGUCCUUGAGUGGCCCAGCCAGAGCCCGGACUUGAACCCGAUCGAACAUCUCUGGAGAGACCUGAAAAUAGCUGUGCAGCGACGCUCCCCAUCCAACCUGACAGAGCUUGAGAGGAUCUGCAGAGAAGAAUGGGAGAAACUCCCCAAAUACAGGUGUGCCAAGCUUGUAGCAUCAUACCCAAGAAGACUCUAGGCUGUAAUCGCUGCCAAAGGUGCUUCAACAAAGUACUGAGUAAAGGGUCUGAAUACUUAUGUAAAUGUUAUAUUUCACAUUUUAACUUAUUUUUUGUGCAAAAAUGUAUAAGAAACCUGUUUUUGCUUUGUCAUUAUGGGGUAUUUUGUGUAGAUUGAUGAGGAGAAAAAAACAAUUCAAUCAAUUUUAGAAUAAGGCUGAACGUAACAAAAUGUGGGAAAAUAAUAGAUAUCUAAAUACUUUCAGAGUUUUCAAGUCUUCACUAUUAUUCUACAAUGUAGAAAAUAGUAAAAAUAAAGAAACUUUUGACCGGUAGUGUGUAUAAAUAUACAGUGGGGAAAAAAAGUAUUUAGUCAGCCACCAAUUGUGCAAGUUCUCCCACUUAAAAAGAUGAGAGAGGCCUGUAAUUUUCAUCAUAGGUACACGUCAACUAUGACAGACAAAUUGAGGAAAAAAAAUCCAGAAAAUCACAUUGUAGGAUUUUUAAUGAAUUUAUUUGCAAAUUAUGGUGGAAAAUAAGUAUUUGGUCACCUACAAACAAGCAAGAUUUCUGGCUCUCACAGACCCGUAACUUCUUCUUUAAGAGGCUCCUCUGUCCUCCACUCGUUACCUGUAUUAAUGGCACCUGUUUGAACUUGUUAUCAGUAUAAAAGACACCUGUCCACAACCUCAAACAGUCACACUCCAAACUCCACUAUGGCCAAGACCAAAGAGCUGUCAAAGGACACCAGAAACAAAAUUGUAGACCAGCACCAGGCUGGGAAGACUGAAUCUGCAAUAGGUAAGCAGCUUGGUUUGAAGAAAUCAACUGCGGGAGCAAUUAUUAGGAAAUGGAAGACAUACAAGACCACUGAUAAUCUCCCUCGAUCAGGGGCUCCACGCAAGAUCUCACCCCGUGGGGUCAAAAUGAUCACAAGAACGGUGAGCAAAAAUCCCAGAACCACACGGGGGGACCUAGUGAAUGACCUGCAGAGAGCUGGGACCAAAGUAACAAAGCCUACCAUCAGUAACACACUACGCCGCCAGGGACUCAAAUCCUGCAGUGCCAGACGUGUCCCCCUGCUUAAGCCAGUACAUGUCCAGGCCCGUCUGAAGUUUGCUAGAGUGCAUUUGGAUGAUCCAGAAGAGGAUUGGGAGAAUGUCAUAUUGUCAGAUGAAACCAAAAUAUAACUUUUUGGUAAAAACUCAACUCGUCGUGUUUGGAGGACAAAGAAUGCUGAGUUGCAUCCAAAGAACACCAUACCUACUGUGAAGCAUGGGGGUGGAAACAUCAUGCUUUGGGGCUGUUUUUCUGCAAAGGGACCAGGACGACUGAUCCGUGUAAAGGAAAGAAUGAAUGGGGCCAUGUAUCGUGAGAUUUUGAGUGAAAACCUCCUUCCAUCAGCAAGGGCAUUGAAGAUGAAACGUGGCUGGGUCUUUCAGCAUGACAAUGAUCCCAAACACACCGCCCGGGCAACGAAGGAGUGGCUUCGUAAGAACCAUUUCAAGGUCCUGGAGUGGCCUAGCCAGUCUCCAGAUCUCAACCCCAUAGAAAAUCUUUGGAGGGAGUUGAAAGUCCGUGUUGCCCAGUGACAGCCCCAAAACAUCACUGCUCUAGAGGAGAUCUGCAUGGAGGAAUGGGCCAAAAUACCAGCAACAGUGUGUGAAAACCUUGUGAAGACUUACAGAAAACAUUUGACCUGUGUCAUUGCCAACAAAGGGUAUAUAACAAAGUAUUGAGAAACUUUUGUUAUUGACCAAAUACUUAUUUUCCACCAUAAUUUGCAAAUAAAUUCAUAAAAAAUCCUACAAUGUGAUUUUCUGGAUUUUUUUUCUCAUUUUGUCUGUCAUAGUUGACGUGUACCUAUGAUGAAAAUUACAGGCCUCUCUCAUCUUUUUAAGUGGGAGAACUUGCACAAUUGGUGGCUGACUAAAUACUUUUUUCCCCACUGUAUGUGUGUGUGUGUGUGUUUGUGUGUAUAUAUAUAUACAUAUAAGGCCCAUAACUAAUGCUAGAUUGUUUAAUAACCCUUAAUGUAUCAUCCAUUUGCUCCUUCAUUCAGACAAACGGCCACAGGCUUAGGUUCAAUAGCAAUCAGAAUUGCUGGAAUGCUGUCUCCAAUGCUCAACAUAUUGGCCACAUACCAUUGGUCUAUCCCCACCAUCGUGUUCAGCAGCCUGUCAUUGGCUGGUGGGGCUCUGGUCGUCCUUCUUCCUGAGACCAGGAGGACAGAACUACCUGACUCUACAGAUGAGGCCGAGGGGAAGAGGUAGGUGCACCAGAGAAUGUGUGAGGAAAGAUGCACAUACAUAAGACUUGGCAGAUCGUUUUGCAUUUGUAGGAAUGCUGUGGAACUAUAAGAGGGUAUUCGUUCAUAUAUGAGGCAGAUGGAGUAACACAAUAAGGUACAAAGGAGUUGUUUAAGGGUGUAUAACUUGUUGUUGUCUUUUGAAGCUUGGUUUCAUUGAUAUCUACUUUUCCUGUAGAAAUGUGACUACAACCACGAAGAAAAAAGCAAAAGGCUGCAAAGUGGAUGUUUGCGACUGUGAAAAAUCGACUAAACUAUAAAGUGAUUUUUAUGUAAGUCUUUUUCUGGGUACAUUUCUUUUCAAGGCUUAGUUAGUAAGACAGUUGGCUGGUGCAGGUGCUUAUAACACCAAGGCUGUGAAUACAAUUCCUGGAUGGGCCACAUACCUGCUGUUUUUAACUUUGGCUUAUAGAAUUUAUAGAAUUAAUCUACUAUUUUUGUAACUCUUAUUACCCGCUAAAUGUAUCAAAACGUAUGAUAAAAGUGUUUACUAAAUGAACUACUAAAUGUCUACUAUAAAAUAUUAUUAUAUUUGAAUUUAAAUACAUUUGCAGUGUAUCAAGGAAUCUAAUGAUAUACACACCGUUACUCACAUUUGUAUAAAAAACGGAGAGUCACCUGUGUUACCCAAUUAAUCUGUAAAUGUUGUUACGAAACCACCUAGCUAACCUACUGCUAACGCUACACUCCCAGUGUCCAGGGGUCCUAUAGGCCUGGCUAAAUAAUCUGUAUCCUGAUUGAAUGUGUGCAUGUAUGCGAGAAGUAAGAGUAUGCAGAUCAGGUGUUGAAUGCAUGUGCCCCAGGAGACAGCAAAAAGCAAAAUGUGCACCCCUUUUGGUCCCCAGGACCAGGAGUGAGGAACACUGCACUAAUCUACCCAUCUAUUAUAAAUUAUAACAAUAUUGUUUCAGAUAACAUUAUUUAUUUGCUACGUCAAAUGAAAUUGCCAUACUGUCUACUUGUCUGGUUGCCAAGUUUGUUUACAGUACAUAACAUUUUUCUUUUUACGAACAGGUAACUUUGUCAUCUCAAUUCUUACAUACAGCAGCUACCCAGAUCAUUAAAUUUAAAUUAAACAUUUAAAUUCUUCUAUUCAGAGGUCCAAACACUAAUAAGUAAGUCAUCCUUGCAGUUAAACAAGAAUGUUUAUUGUUUUACCAAAUAAAACCCAAAAGGGCAUUCCUGCUGUGCAAUAAGUGAAUUAAAGAUUAUGUAAUUGAUCUUAUGUCCCAGUUUAUUCAUCUACAGUUCUGAGAAGGCACCUGCCAAGUGAUAAGUGAGGUUUAUAGUAUCUGUAAAGAAUCGUCAGUGGUCCGUUGACCGGUAACAUCUCAUUACUCAGCAGUACUGUAGAAAAGGGGGGGGGUUGGAAACUGGCUUCCCUUACCUCAGGCCCUAGCCAUACCCAUUGGUUUCUUGUUGCCAGGGGCCCUUACCACACGUGGAGUCAGCCAAUCACAGGCAGGUCAUCUAAGGUCUCUGAUCCUCCUCCCAGUCUUCAGCAAGCAGUGGCAGAGUGAGGAGCUC